AUGGUGCAAACAUAUGUAAACUGGAUAUUUUUAUUAUCUUUCAUGCUUAUUGCAGAGGCACAAGAUCCUAAAGUGUUAACGAGUAUAGGUGAAAUUAUAGGAAGAAAAGUUAAUAAACCUUUGGAAGAAAUAAAAAAGUUGCAAAAAGAAGUGAUAUACAGAGAAGUGCAUGAAUAUCUAGGAGUUCCGUUUGCCCAGCCACCUACCGGAGAUUUAAGGUUUAAGAAACCAGUCGAGCUGAAAAGCUUGAAGUCUCCAUUUUAUGCGCAGAACCAUGGUGCCGUGUGUCCACAAAAUGCCGUUAUCUUUAAUAUUUCUUCUCGCGAAACAAGUGAAGAUUGUUUAUUUCUUAACAUUUAUAUACCGGUACGUCCUGCAGACAGACCGUCUGGGAAUGCUGUAAUGAUAUGGAUACAUGGUGGUGGAUUUACUGAAGGGGCAGGAAGAGUUUUAUGA
Molecule: messenger RNA, 456 nt
Organism: Ruditapes philippinarum (Manila clam)
Lineage: Eukaryota; Metazoa; Mollusca; Bivalvia; Venerida; Veneridae
Product: para-nitrobenzyl esterase-like
Exons: 1
Coding region: 1-456 (151 amino acids)
Source: RefSeq, a predicted model, not a curated record